This is a messenger RNA of Daphnia pulicaria, 1096 nucleotides long. RefSeq names its product replication termination factor 2-like. Gene Ontology annotation, biological process: mitotic DNA replication termination; site-specific DNA replication termination at RTS1 barrier. NCBI's taxonomy places the organism in Eukaryota, Metazoa, Arthropoda, Branchiopoda, Diplostraca, Daphniidae. Gene Ontology annotation, cellular component: nucleus. The transcript is spliced from 3 exons. The record is from RefSeq and is a predicted model, not a curated record. The coding region runs from base 204 to 1037 and encodes 277 amino acids.
AUAUAGAUAGAAGUUACCGCAGUAAAGAUCAACGUCUGGUCUGAACGUCAGUGUCACAAACGGCAAACGGACCGAGUGUAUGAAUAGAAAAGUGUUUCGAGAGUGUGAAAACAAACAGAAAAGUAAAACAGAAGUUACGAAACAUCAAAGAAUUUGCCUUUGCCUGACUUUGUCAGCCAUAACUGUAAUUCAUAUUUUUUAACAUGGGUUGUGAUGGUGGUACAAUUCCGAAGAGAGACGAAUUAGUUAGAACAAAAAAGAAGCCAGAACAAAAAGACAAAGAUGCAGAAAAUCAUUGCAAAUGGCGGCUGUGUGCAUCAUCUCAAGAAGAGCUUCGUUCCCCAAUUGUAGCUUGUGAACUAGGAAGAAUGUUUAAUAAGCAGUCAGUGCUUGAAAUUCUCCUUGACAAAGAAAAGGCUCCAGAUUGUGGGAAACACCUGAGAAGCUUGAAGGACAUCAAACAGUUGGUUUUAACCCCAAACCCUUCUUUCAAGAAACAUGCCAACAUGGGAGAUGGAUAUGAUGACUUGCAGUCAGCCGAAUUCAUUUGCCCUGUCCUUGGAGUUGAAAUGAAUGGGAAAUUCAAGUUCUGCUUCAUCUGGACCUGCGGAUGUGUGAUGUCAGAAAGAUCUCUCAAAGAAAUCAAAACAACUUCCUGCCACAAGUGUCAGAAAUCUUUCAUUAAUGAGGAUGUUAUAGUGAUAAACCCAUCAGAGGAAGAAUUUGCUGUAUUGCAAGCCAAUAUGGAGGCAAGGCGCUCAGCAGCUAAAGCCAAGAAUAAAGGCUUGAAACGUGGAGUUGAAGCAUCAGAAAAGAACUCUGAAAAAGGCAAAAAACUUAAAACUGGCAGUUUAAACAACAUUGCACAGAAACUCAUAAAGUUAGAAGAUCCUGAUAUGGCUAAAACUAAAGCUAGCUAUAGUGUGUCUAAGGAUCCUCAUGCCAGUGAAGUGUACAAAUCCUUAUUCACAACACAUGACAAGGCUGUUAAUCAAACUAAAGGACAUUGGGUUACAUACAAUCCUUUUUACAACUAAACAUUUGUACAUGUCAUUUUGAAUGUACUUUCUUUUCAAAAUAAAUAUUUUUAUCCAAA